AUGCCUCGCAAACCCAGCAUCUACUUGUUCGAGGACAAUAGCCCCGGGGAUCAAACGCCCCGGCAGCGUCUCUGGCCCCAGCGUUCAUUCGGCAAUGCCGCCGAACGGGCACGACGAAAUAUCAAUGCCAAACUCUCGAAUCCGCUGGCCGGAUUCAGUCAUGCCGAGCUGCGGCGACAAGGUCGAACUUUCGCUAUUUCGAACGAGAUCGGGGACGACGCAUCCGAUAUUCGCGCUUUCGAAUUAGGUGCGGUUUUGGCUCAGGCGCCAGAGAAAUAUGAGAAGGUCCGCGGCUUAACCGCCCAAGAAAAAGAAGUUCUGCGUCAGGAGUUUGCCAAUCGGUGGUCUCAGCCAUGGUCGAUGUAUGCUGUUAUUGCCCUGUGUUCUCUUUCUGCUGCUGUGCAGGAAUGGACGAAACGGUUGGAGACGUGGCUCUCAGGCUUGGUCAACGCGGCCCCUUACCUUUGCUGUGCCUUCCUUGGGUGUUGGCUGACAGUUCCUUUCAACCACUAUUUCGGUCGCCGGGGAACAAUCUUCUUGACCUGUUGUUUUAGUGCGCUUGCCUGUCUCUGGCAAAGCUUCACCUCAACAUGGUGGGGGUUAUUUGUCGCGCGAUUCGCCCUUGGGCUUGGUAUUGGUCCAAAAUCUGCCACUGUCCCCGUCUAUGCUGCUGAGACUGCACCUCCGGCGAUUCGUGGUGCCUUGGUCAUGCAGUGGCAGAUGUGGACGGCGUUUGGCAUCAUGCUGGGCUAUGCAGCAGAUCUGGCCUUCUAUCACGUCCCAGACCCGAAGGGUGUGGUUGGACUUAAUUGGAGAUUGAUGUUAGGUUCGGCCCUACUACCUGCCCUCGUUGUGUGCGCCUUUGUGUUCUUCUGUCCAGAGUCCCCACGGUGGUAUAUGGCCAAGAAGCAGUACUACCGCGCCUAUCGAUCGAUCUGCGCAGUGCGGCACAACAAGAUCCAAGCUGCUCGUGAUAUGUACUAUAUGUAUACCCUUCUCGAGGCCGAGAACAGCAUGAAGCUUGGCCAAAACAAGCUUUGGGAGCUGAUCACUGUCCCGCGUAAUCGACGAGCCAUGUUGGCUUCCGAAAUCGUCAUGUUUCUGCAACAGUUUUGCGGAGUGAAUGUUAUCGCUUAUUACUCUUCUGAGAUUUUCCUGGAAGCCAACUUCUCCGCAGCCUCAGCGCUGGGUGCAUCCCUCGGCUGGGGCGUUAUCAACUGGGUUUUUGCCAUCCCAGCAGUCUACACCAUCGACACCUUCGGCCGACGCAACCUCCUCCUCGUGACAUUCCCUUUAAUGGCCGUCGCCAUGUUCUUCACCGGCUUCAGCUUCUGGAUCCCCGACGACACCGAUGCCCACCACGCGGCCCACAUCGGCUGUGUAGCCCUAGGUCUCUAUCUGUUCGGCAUCGUCUACUCGCCAGGCGAGGGCCCAGUGCCAUUCACCUAUUCCGCCGAGGUGUACCCGCUCUACGUCCGAUCGUACGGUAUGGCGCUCGCAACAGCCACCCUGUGGUUCUUCAACUUCGUGCUCGGCGUAACGUGGCCUUCGUUAUCGGCCGCGUUCACCAUCCAGGGUGGCUUUGCGUGGUAUGCUGGGUGGAAUAUUGUGGGCUUUUGGUUGAUUCUGCUGUUUAUGCCGGAGACGAAGGGGAAGACGCUCGAAGAGCUGGAUCAAGUGUUUUCUGUACCAACGCGCUUCCACGCACAGUAUGGAUUACGGCAGAUUCGCUAUGUUGUGAAGAGGUAUGUCUUGCGGGAUAAGAACGUUCAGCCUGAGAUUUUGUAUGAAAAGGAGGAGAUGAUUCCUGUGCAGGACUUGGGAUACAAUGCUUGA
Molecule: messenger RNA, 1836 nt
Organism: Penicillium chermesinum
Lineage: Eukaryota; Fungi; Ascomycota; Eurotiomycetes; Eurotiales; Aspergillaceae
Exons: 4
Coding region: 1-1836 (611 amino acids)
Biological process (GO): transmembrane transport
Cellular component (GO): membrane
Molecular function (GO): myo-inositol:proton symporter activity
Source: RefSeq, a predicted model, not a curated record